AUGAAUUCAAAAAGAAAUGAUGUGUUUAUCAUAAAUAAACCUCAUUUAUGUUAAAAUCAUAAUUAAAAACUUGUAUUAGUGUGUUCUGACCCACAAUGUUAGGAUCAUGGAUUGAUUUGUAUUGAUUGUUUACUUUAGAACCAUAAAAAUUGCAAAUCUUAUAUUAAGAAGUAUGAUGAAUUUUUGUGGAUAAUGUAAAAUACAAUGGAAAAAGUUCAAAAUUGGAAAGAGAAGGUAAAUAAUAGUAAAAUUUAAUAGAGAUUUAAAGAUGCCCAAUCUAUUUUAUUAAGUUUAGGAAAUUUAUAACCAAAAUUUAAUGAACUCAUUUAUUCAUUAUAAUUAGUAAUAGAAUAUAUAAUUUUUUUAGGAAAUUGAAACCUAUUUAUAAUAAGAGAAUUUAGAAUAAGAUGUUAGGAUAAUGAAGAAUUUAUUUUAGGCUAAUUUCGAAGAGGAAAAAGAAUUUAUAAAAGAGUUUAUUUAACAAUAAAAAAUCAUGUUUUAACAUGAAAAAGAAUAUUAAUGGGAAGUUAAAGGAAGUUAAAUAGUAGAAUGUUUGAAUUAAAUUGUUAAUGAUAUGUAUAAUUAGGAAUUUUAAGAAUAAUAAUAAACUAUAGAUUCAUAGAAAUAUCUAAAAGUAAAAGGAAUAGAUGAUUUAAAAGGGAUAACUAGUUAUAUUCCAAAACUUCGAUUAGAAUUGUAAUUAUAUAUAUAAUACAACUAGAUAAUAAAGUAAUUGGAGUGGUAUAGGAAAUAUAUUUCCAAAAUUUGUAGCUUUAAAUAGUUUGCAAAUUAAUGCCAUUAAAUCUCCUUUGAAGGCUCAAAGUUUAGAAGAAAUAAUAAAUGCAAUAUAAUAUUUACCUAAAUUAGAAAAAUUUAAAAUCAAUUUAAUAGGAUCACAUGCAAAUGAAUAAACUUUAUAAUUAAUUCUAAAAAUCAUUAGUAAUAAAAAUUUGACAGAAUUUGGAAUUUCUUUUGGAUAUAGUUAAAUUUUAUCAGAUGAUUUUAUAAGAUAGAUAAACUAAUUUAAAGAAUAAUUAAGAGGAAUAUCAAGGAUAUAUAUUAGUAAUCAACUACAUGAAUUUACUGAUUAAUAAUAAAAAUUGCUCAAAACAUACUUAAAUUAAAUUGAAUUUUUUGGAUGA
Molecule: messenger RNA, 1142 nt
Organism: Paramecium pentaurelia
Lineage: Eukaryota; Ciliophora; Oligohymenophorea; Peniculida; Parameciidae
Source: the annotation of a GenBank genome assembly